UAACGGGACUCUAGUUAAGCUUCGAAACAGUCUGCAAAUAGCUCCUGAACGUGUUUUGCGUUGUGUACGUUGUAUCUCAGACAGAUUUGCGCGGAUUAUUUAUAUCUGUGCGGAAAUAAAAAGAUCCGAGCAAUGGAGACAAUCCUGGAACAGCAGAGACGUUACCAUGAAGAGCGGGAACGUCUUAUGGACGCGAUGGUCAAGGAGAUGUUGUACAAAAAGCCAGGACACCGCGAGACAAUCAACUCGGAACACCGGCUGAAAAUGCUCAGCGAUCAGUACAUGGAGAGUACCACACAUCUGGAAGAAAUGUACGAGGAUAAAGAUGGUCAAAGAAAGGAAGAGGUACAAGCGUUGUCUGGACCUAAUGAGUUUUCAGAGUUCUACAACAGACUGAAAUCCAUCAAAGAGUUUUACCGUAGACAUCCAAAUGAGGUUAGCGUUCCUAUGUCUGUUGAGUUCGAGGAGCUUGCUAGGAUGAGAGAAAAUCCUACCGAGGAGAAUGCUAAUUUGGUAGAUUUCACCGAUGAAGAAGGAUAUGGAAAGUAUUUGGACUUGCACGAGUGUUAUGAGAAAUAUAUUAAUUUAAAGGGAAUUGAGAAAGCUGACUACAUCACAUACCUGUCAACCUUUGAUCAUUUGUUUGAUAUUCCAAAAGACAGAAAGAAUGCAGAGUACAGAAGGUACGUUGAGUCUCUGCUAGAGUACUUGAUGGAGUUUUUAGGUAGGGUCAAACCAUUGUUAGAUAUCAACAAUGAACUUGCAGAGGCUAAUAAAGACUUUGAAGCACAGUGGGAAAAUAAUAGCUUUCCAGGAUGGCCCAAAGAAGCCGGCAGUGCUUUGGCUAAUGUCGGUGCUCAUUUAGAGUUGUCUGCUUUUUCUUCUUGGGAAGAAUUAGCAUCUCUUGGCUUGGAUAGGUUGAAAAGUGCUUUAAUGGCUCUUGGACUGAAGUGUGGUGGUACUUUAGAGGAAAGAGCUCAAAGACUAUUCAGUACUAAGGGUGAAUCAUCACUCGAUCCUAAUUUACUUGCUAAGAAACAGAGGAAACUUGGCAAAGGCAAAAAUGUAGAAAAACAAAAAGAAAUAGCAUGUCUGGAAGCCCAGGUUUAUAAGCUUGCUGAGCUGGUGAGUAGCCAAAGGAAUGCUACCAAAGAAAAUGUUCAGAGGAAACAGGCUAGAACUGAAGGUGAGCGAGGAGACUCUGAUGUUGAAGCUAGUGCAAGUGAAUCUGAGGAAGAAGAUGACAAUGAUGUUCCUUAUAAUCCCAAGAAUUUACCUCUCGGUUGGGAUGGAAAGCCUAUUCCUUACUGGUUGUACAAGCUGCAUGGACUUAACAUCAGUUAUAAUUGUGAAAUAUGUGGUAACUUUACCUACAAAGGUCCUAAAGCUUUUCAACGUCAUUUUGCGGAGUGGAGGCAUGCUCAUGGCAUGAGGUGUUUGGGCAUUCCAAAUACUGCCCAUUUUGCAAAUGUAACACAGAUUGAAGAUGCUCUAGCACUGUGGGAAAAAUUAAAAACACAAAAGCAAGCUGAAAGAUGGCAGCCAGAACAAGAAGAAGAAUUUGAAGAUUCUCUAGGAAAUGUUGUUAAUAGAAAGACUUACGAAGAUUUGAAAAGACAAGGAUUGUUAUAAACAAGCUUGACAAUAUUGGAAUUUUUAAUGCUUUAUUCUACGACAUUUUAUUAACUUUUCAACAUUUUCUGCUAUCUGUAAUGCGAGUUGUAUAGAUAUAUAAUUAUUGAUGGUACAUUAAAAAGUAUUUAUUUAAGUCAACCAAUGUUUUUUUUAAGUAAACAUUUAUUGAUUGAUAUUUUUAAAUUCAUUAUCUUUCUUAAAAUAUUAGAAUAUCAAAAACAUGAUAAUAGUAAAACAGAAAUAUUUACAAUCUGUACAAAAAAUAUUCAUUGCUCUAAAAUCAGUUAAAUAAUUUUGAUCAU
This is a messenger RNA of Phymastichus coffea, 1937 nucleotides long. RefSeq names its product splicing factor 3A subunit 3 (gene noi). Gene Ontology annotation, cellular component: nucleus; spliceosomal complex. Bases 133 to 1632 code for a protein of 499 amino acids. Gene Ontology annotation, molecular function: zinc ion binding; RNA binding. The transcript is spliced from 2 exons. The record is from RefSeq and is a predicted model, not a curated record. Lineage: Eukaryota; Metazoa; Arthropoda; Insecta; Hymenoptera; Eulophidae. Gene Ontology annotation, biological process: mRNA splicing, via spliceosome.